AGAGACUUCAGCAGGGUGAAGAAUAUCUGUGGCGCAAGACUUCCCGAAAGCUCCAGGAACACCACCCUUUUCCACCUUGUGACACGCGAACGGACAGUCUUCGAUUCGACUUGUCCAUUUUGGAAAUCACUACCAAGCACGCAAUCACGAUAAAGGCUUAGCCUUCUCCAUCAUGGAGUCCAUCGACCACGCGGUCCAAAGGCUCCACCAAAUCUAUACCUUGCAGAAUGUCAUCCGUCGUCGACGCCAUAUUAACCUCAAGUCCCACCAACGGUUGAUGGAAUUCUCCAUAGAGCUGCUAAAUUCGGAACCUCUUCAGGGCAAUCCCACGCUACAGCGUACCGCCGCCAUCCAAAAAUUCUCAGAUGCAGUGGCCAAGUUCUCGUGGUACGUGCAAAACCACUAUGACAAGAACCGAGUCGUCCGCGUUUUCAAUUUUACCAGAAUGAAGAAGCAACGACUAAUUAUCGCGGAUGAAGUCUACGAUCUCUUCCGAAUGUUGAAUCUCGCCGCUAAUGUGGCGGUGUUAGGAGGCCAGGCUGGUGCUUCUGUGAGCGCAGCGAUGCUCCCGACUAGGCUUGACGAUGCGCACAGCGAUUUUCCGACCCGCUCGUGAUGAUAUCCAUGCCGAUCAGGAGCCCAAAAUGAAGCUGCAAGUGGAGCGUGAAGGAGAAACGCACAUCGUCCUCAACUAUGUAUAUCUCGUCUAUGCCAGCUCGGCCGCACGUCCUGUGCGGCCCAGUGCAGUGGACACGGGUACCCGAAGGUCGGGCGAACCCAAUAUAAGAAUGAAGAUACUAUUUCUAGUGAUUUCAGAAAAGCAAGAAAUCGACAAAUAUAAGGAUAGGGUGCCCCUUUUCUCUUUCAAACGGCUAUUUUCUUAGAAAAUGGACCCUCA
Messenger RNA from Phytophthora nicotianae INRA-310, 898 nucleotides. RefSeq lists its product as hypothetical. The record is from RefSeq and is a predicted model, not a curated record. NCBI's taxonomy places the organism in Eukaryota, Oomycota, Peronosporomycetes, Peronosporales, Peronosporaceae. The coding region runs from base 173 to 616 and encodes 147 amino acids. The transcript has a single exon.